CUUUCUGUCAACACUGAGUAAUACAGAAGUAUUACUAUCAAUAUAAUAUAUAGUGCUUAGUAGACAAAAUAAAGAAAACAUAAAGAUGUCAGAAUACGAUAAAGUGAGAACAGGAAAACUUGUCCUGAAGGGUGAAAAGAUAAGGUCAAAGAAACGAAAAUCAAAAAAACAGGAAAAGGAACAUGUUUCUACUUCUGAAAAUAAGGAUACAAUAGCUCACGGUGGAUGGUGGAAAGCUACACAAGUAUCUGAUGUAACAGGAACAGUGGCAAUCGAAUUUGGAAAUCAUACUUAUAUGAAAGCUUUAGAUAAUGGAUUAUUUACAUUAGGUGCACCUCACAACGAAGGUGAAGGACCUUCUCCAGAAGAGAUUUUAACAGCAUUUCCAAUAGGAGAAACUAAGAUUGCACUAAAAUCUGGUUAUGGAAAAUAUUUAGGUGUUGAUAAAAAUGGUAUAGUUAUUGGAAGAAGCGAUGCAGUAGGCACAAUUGAACAAUGGGAACCAAUUUUUCAAGAUAAUAAACUUGCCAUUUUAAAUAGCAACAACUGCUUUAUGUCAGUCACAGAUGAAGAUGAUAUUAUUUGUCAAAAUAAAACUGCUGGAACCUCUGAAUUUUGUAUAAUAAGAAGUAUAACUCAAAAAACUCAAGAUCCAAAUAAAGAUAUUCCAAAGGAGGAACAGGGUUCUCUUCAUGACGUUGAAGUAAAUUAUGUGAGAAAGUUUCAAAAAUUUCAAGACAAAAAACUGAAAGUAAAUCAAGCAGAUCGUUCUGAAUUAGAGAAAGCAAAACGCGAGGGAAACUUACAUGAAACUUUGUUAGAUAGAAGAAGUAAAAUGAAAGCAGAUCGAUAUUGUAAAUAACUUUGAAUAAUAACUAUAUUCUGUAUUGGAAAAUGUUACUGUGUAAGUUUUAAUUGUAUAUACAGGGUGUUCCGUAACUGGUGGUACAAGCGAGUAGGGGGUGAUUCUACGUAAAAAAGUGAAUCGAAAAUGUAGAAUAAAAUUUUUCCAUAUAACGCUUUAUUUUCGAAAAAAAUAA
This is a messenger RNA of Osmia lignaria (orchard mason bee), 1040 nucleotides long. It is a transcript of the gene FRG1, whose product is annotated as FSHD region gene 1. Gene Ontology annotation, cellular component: nucleolus; catalytic step 2 spliceosome; striated muscle dense body. Lineage: Eukaryota; Metazoa; Arthropoda; Insecta; Hymenoptera; Megachilidae. Gene Ontology annotation, molecular function: actin filament binding. The record is from RefSeq and is a predicted model, not a curated record.